This is a messenger RNA of Stylophora pistillata, 3492 nucleotides long. RefSeq names its product kelch-like protein 23. Gene Ontology annotation, molecular function: protein binding. The record is from RefSeq and is a predicted model, not a curated record. Lineage: Eukaryota; Metazoa; Cnidaria; Anthozoa; Scleractinia; Pocilloporidae.
AUUGCAUGCCAUGAUAAUGCCCAAAUUCUACCGCACUAGACACAAUUUCAUAAGUUGUAUGAUACCUCAUCCUUCGUUUAGAUGAACAGUCGAUCUUACAAGAUAUCGAAUAAAAUUCUACGCAGUAAAAUCGGCGUUGGAGGACUAACGCAGAGAACCAAUCGAGGUCAUAACAGUGACAAGUGGCUUCAGCUGCUUCUAAAUGAAAAUAGGAUAUUGUCAAGGAGAUAUGAUGUGGCAUGACAUUACUUAGUGUUAGUGUGAUUGGUGUUGAGUGACAAGCAGGUCAGUUCUAAUCCUGAGAACAGUGGUGAUCAAAUGGGUGGUCUGUUGGCAAAAUGUGUUGGAACUUCUGCAGGGGAGCAAGCUAACCCUAUACAAGUUGUAGAACCGAACCAAGUGGACCUGACAUUGGCAGGUGAAGAGGAGAACAAUAGAGGGGAAGUGGCAACAGAGGACAACAGCGAUGAGCCUUUAGACCCUGAAAAGGCUCCAUAUCAAGUUUUCCUGCUUGAAACACUAAAUACUUUUAGAAAGGAGAAGCUUUUUACAGAUUUUACGUUAAAAGUGAAUGACAAGGAUUUUCCAGUCCACAAAAAUGUACUGGCCGCAAGUUGUGGUUUCUUUAACGAACUAUUUUCUAAACAUGAUGGUUCUAAUUCAGUUCUACACGAGCUGGCUAAAUUGGAGCCGAACACUAUGGAUAAUGUCAUUAACUUCUUAUACACCGGGAAAUGUAAAGUGGAUCGACACAACGCGACAAUGAUGUUGCAUGCAACCAAAGUUUUAGAAAUAGAAGAUUUGCUGGAGCCACUGGAGAAAAAUAAGGCUUUGGCGUCGGAUAAAACGACGAAUGAUGAAGCUCCUUUUAAAGGAAAAAUGUUUAAUUCACACAAUCAGGGAAAUAUGUUGUCCAAACUUUUAACUUUCCAAAGUGAGGGAUUAUUCUGUGAUUUAACAUUAACAACGGGAAGUGGUGUAGUUAUUCCUGUACAUAAGAAUAUUCUGGCAGCUGUAAGCUGUUAUUUUAAGGGGCUUUUUCGCUCUGAAAUGAAAGAAGUUCAUGAAAGUAAUGUGGAAUUAGCUGUAAUAGACGAGGCUGUCACCGACGAAUUGUUAAAUUUCGUUUACAGGGGAGAGAUUACUAUCAAUUUUGACAACGUAAGGAGUUUAUUACAAGCGAGUGAUUAUUUGUUAAUAGAGCGUUUGCAACGAAGGAUUAUUGAAUUUGUGAGAGAUUCCUCGACGUUGUCAAACUUCUGGCUCGUAUAUUCUCUCGUGAGAAGCUUUGAUUGUCUCAAUGAGAUUUACCAAGAAUUAUUGAAUCUAGUGUGUAAUCAUUUUUGGAGUAUAGCUUCAUCAGACGUUUUUCUUGACAUUCCUGAGCAAGAUAUGAGGUGGUUUCUAUCAAAUGACGAUAUUUUGGCGAGCGAAGCACUAAUGCUAGAAUCUUUAAUUCGCUGGUACAAAUAUUCUAAGCUGGAGAGGGAAGAAUCUUUUAAAAGACUUCUUAAUCUCAUUCAUAUGGGAAGCAUUCCAGAUCUUUUCCUGAAGAAACUGACAACUGACGAUUGUAUCGAUGAGUUGACGUCGUUCUCUGGUUACAAGUUAAAAAAUGAUGUUUCCGACGAAGAUGUUCUCAAGGCAGCACAUUUCUACAAUGUGGCAUUAUUUGGAUUAACACACCGGCUGCAUUACACACAUUCUUACAAUCUCUGCUACUGGCUCCCCUUCGCAGGACCUUGGUCUCUCAUUGCUCGUGUCCCCCAUAACAAGUCGAUGCUGGCUAAUGGAAGUCCUCUUAUUUACACCAAUUCUGGACUGUACGUCCAAGUGCCUUGGAACAAUCCCAAACUGGCCUUUCACAGGAAUCCGCUGACUGCGCGACAUUUCUUUCCAAAUUCGGGCGUGGCACCGACAUGUGACAUUGAGCCUUCCGCACCCAUGACAUUUGAUUGCGCCGCUGUUACCAUGGGACGUAACAUCUAUCUGAUUGGCGGAAUGUCCAUGCAGGAGGUUGCAGAGGUGAAGCGAACAGUUCAGCGGUACGAUGUCGAAAGGCAGACGUGGGCAUCGGUGGCGGACAUGUGCGAACCAAGAUAUGAGCUCACAGCGGUGAACUACAAAGAUAAAUACCUUUUCGUGUUUGGUGGUAUCGAUGGUUCGGCCGACAGGCAGUGCUUGACGACUGUGGAAAGAUAUGAUCCCAUGGAAGACCGCUGGUCUUACGUGAAGCCCAUGCACCAGCCUCGAUCUAGUGCGUUCGCCUUCGUCCACGAUGAAAAGAUUUUUGUAAUUGGAGGAGAACGAGGUGAAGACGUCACGCCGAAUGACUGCGAGGUGUAUGAUCCCGUGACAGACGAUUGGCAGAUGAUUGACAUCCAAGUUAACAAGUUGUUCACUUUCAAAGGACGCGCUGACAAAGGAUCCUUUCUGCAUCUUGAUGGGAGCAGGGAAAACGGAAGGCGAGGCACUGAGACAUUAGAUCCUGCCAUGUAUAAAGAAGUGAAAAUCACUCGACCGUACGUGACAUGUAUCAAUGGAGCUAUCACCAUCCUUGACUUCAGCACAUGCGCAGAUGGACAGCGCAAAGCAGAAUUCUACUUUGUUGACCCCGUGUCUGGUGAUUUUAAAAUGCUACACUCUCUCUUCGCAUGGCCGACGGACAUCUCGUACGGCGCCAUCAUGCCUCUGAGCCGGAGAGAUGUGGUCAAGGCUCUUAAGGAUUAUUCUGCUCAGGACUCUUCUAAAAGUCAUUAUUGAACGAUCGUCGAUGAAUGAAAUUAGAAACUUCACUACACCGGAAGGGAUUGACACACCGGAAGUGAUUGGGUAUAGCUCUUACGGCGGCUCUCUUUCAUUUUUUCUCUAAUUUAACAUAAGUUUUUUUUCACUCUCGGAUACAUGAUUGUGUAAGUAGGAUAGGAUAGAAAACUUCUUCCAUUCUUAGAUGAACAGUAUAUGCGCAAAUUGGACUACAAUCCACGGGCAAUAAAUUCAAAAUUAGAUGAAAUUGUGGCGUUAAAUUUUGACCUGAUUGGUGUUUUAUUCUUAAAAAUAAUUAUCUAUUUCCACGCCAUGAAUUGUAAAACUGGUACGUUUCAACUCCACUCCAGCCUUCUUAGUAGAAUGCAGGAAUACAAACAGAGUAGAGAUCUUUAUAAAGCCAAUGCUGUGUUCUAAGAAAAAUCGAACGGAGCCCAGUGCUCAGAAACUGUGAAAUCCAGGGUGCCCAGCAUAUGCUUUUUAUGAAAAAAGCUAAGAUUCCUGAGUCGCCCAAGAACAAAAGUAAGGCGCUGGGGGGCCACCGGGCACUGCUAGACCACAGCCCUGAAAGCCCUCUCAUCUUAACACUCGCUUCCUUAAAAUUGUAAGAAUGCCCGUAACGUUUUGUGAAUAAUUUUUUGUUCUUUAUAAUAUAGAUGUUUAACUCUGGUUGAUGCAGUUUCCCAGAAGAAUGGAAUGCAAAAUUAAAUGUUAGAUUUAUUUUAA